This is a messenger RNA of Plasmodium fragile, 3570 nucleotides long. RefSeq lists its product as uncharacterized. Bases 1 to 3570 code for a protein of 1189 amino acids. The record is from RefSeq and is a predicted model, not a curated record. Lineage: Eukaryota; Apicomplexa; Aconoidasida; Haemosporida; Plasmodiidae. The transcript has 8 exons.
AUGGGAACGGUAGAUUUGGCGCAUGUAUUGGCGAAAUGGGUCAUCGCCGCGGGGAUUUCCGAUCAGGACCAGUAUGAGGAAAUGGUGUGGAACAAGACUAAAGAGGUCAUGGCGGAAUUUGUGGACUACAUGCAGAAUGAGAACAUAAUACUGUAUGCAGCGCCCUGUGGUAACGCAGGAUGGGAGCACCCCGACCACAACGACGGUCACACCUAUCUAAACCAAAAGGUCGGCGAUAAAAUUGUAUGCGUACUUAUGGUAGGGGCAUUAUAUUACAUGAAUGGGUGGACUAGUUCAGAAAAGGCUAGACAAAAGGAGGAUGCAACCAAUGAGAAAAUAAGGAAGCACUUACGAUGUGCAAUAGUACAUAUGUUCAGUUAUAUAUUAAGAGAGUCCGUGUGCAAAAGUGAAUGGGGGACAGAUUAUGCAUGGAGACAGAUGACAGAAAUGGAGACUGGGACCGGAGGAUGGCAGGGAGGUUUGAUACAGACGGGGACAUGUGGCAAAGACCUAUUUGCAAAUGGGAGGGUGGGACAACUCGACUUAAAUGCACAGGUCAAACAAUGGUUACGGAACAAUAGUAGACUACAACAACGGCUUAAACAAGUGAAGGGAGAUAACACGUGUCAGACACAGUGGCAGAAGAAAUGGAGCAUAGCUAAUUUCUUGAAUAAAGAGGAUACGGAGCAUAAGGAAAACUUAAAAAUUACUAAGAUAGUCGGCGAAUUGAAGGAACGAAUCAUCGACCUACUUAAGGAUCUCGGGAACCAGGUAGACGAGGACGUACAAAAACGGCAACAAGCGAAGAAGGGGAAGUCAGCGAAGGAUGACAAAAGCGGACAGGCUGCCACCAAGGCGGCCACCGGCACAACACCACAGGAAACGACAGCUACGACCCAGGACAAACACGCAGAAGGCACGAGUAACGAGAAGAAAGAAGACAAGAAAGAGGAGAAGAAAGAAGAGAAACAGGGUGACCAAGGGAAUAAGGGAGACCAAUCACCAGUCCCCUCAGUACCUGCAGCACCAUCACAAGGGAGGUCCGAUCCAGGGUCAGCGUCAUCAACGACAGAAUCUCAACCCCAAGCACCGGCAUCUCCAGUAUUACCAGCCAGACCACCACCACCAGCGGAAACACCAACGGAACUGGCUACCGCAGCAGGAUCCACGACAUCUACAGGAACGGGACCUGGACCUGGACAACAACCCCCACCUCCACCACCUCCACCACCUCCACCACCUCCACCACCUCCACCACCUCCACCACCUCCUCCACCACAACCCGCACGUCCAGCAACUCCACCACCGGCAGGAGAAGACGGGAAAAAAGGAGCAAAGGGUGAAGCAGGUCCAACCGGACCACAGGCGGAUCCCGCAUCAGGGGCAGCUGGUGGACAAGCUCCAGAUAGUAAAGAACCACGACAACCGGGAUCGUCCGCGGUUGAAGACUAUAAGAGCAUAUGUGAAAACACGGACUCCGGUCCACAGAGCACUACUGUAAUAUCCUCCGGUGAUUCAAGUGUUAGUAUUACGCCUGUUACUUACACUUCUGGGGCGGAACCACCGUGUAAAUUCCUGAAGGAACUCGCAGAAAAGGAGGAAAGAGCAAAGUCCACCCCGAAAACUGUGGACAACACAAAAAAUGAUAAACGAGAGAGUGCUCCCAGCGGGGAAACUAAUGUACAAGGUAAUACUGAAUCCACGGAUACAGAGAGUAAGAAUGGGACAGAAGCAGGAUCAGCACAACCAACACCAGGAGCACCACCAGCAGCACCAUCACCGGCGGUACCUACAGGGGAACCCACACCACAAUCAACAGGCACAGAAACAACAUCAACAGCAAACGCCGGGGACGGUAGUACGCGUGACACGCAGGAUGCCGUCAUCGAUGGCGGCAACGAUGACCCCCCUCCUCUCAAUCCACCCAAACCAAAACCGGACAUCUCAACUCCGAACCCCGAUCAAUCCGGUAGUAGUGGCAGUUUCAGUGACGCUGAUUUGGCGGAUGGAGUUUCUGGUGGGGCAGGAACAAAGGAUCCUGCUGAAGGACCAGGUAGUGGUUCACCUGGGGGACAGGGUGUUGCUAUUACAGCUAAUACUGACGUAAGUGCUCCUAAGAAAGCAGAUGGGGGGGGUAAAAGUGGAGGACCCGGUCGAGGAGACGGAAAACCGCAUGGUGAUGGCCGCGGCACAGAACAUAUCACCCCUGCCGUUGUGCCCGGCCUCAGAUGGGAAGAUGUCAAGCCGUACACCCCAGCGAUGCUCCCCGCGCUGGUUGGUAUUGGGGUCAUUGCCUUUUUCUUAUGGAAGUAUUUUGCGUACCUCGCCAAACGACGACGAAUAUAUCGAACCGUUCGGGACGUGCCGUCACCGCCACUCGACGAAGAAAUAUUGCAACAUCUACAACGCGGCGAGCCACCACCCGAUUACGGGUACACCAUGGUUACGCAACCUGCGUCAACAUCCGGUAGAGGCCGCCCACCACGCGUGCAUAAGCGCACCAUCAUUGAACUACAUCUAGAAGUGCUCCACGAAUGUGCAGCGGCCGAAUGGGAAAACGUCAAAGACGACUAUUUGCAGAUUGUAGUGAAGCAGUUUGCGCAGCCGUUUGCUCAGGAGUUGAUGCAGAACGAGGACACGAAUAACAACAUCUUGGAUGCUGCUACCACAAACGAUGGUUUAUCAGGGAACCAUGUUUCCUUCGCCCUGGAUCCACCCGCUGACAAUUACAAACGGACCGUUCUGCAUAUAACGAAGAUGACCCCGAUCCAUGCAAACGACCCCGAUCCAUGGGGUUGUAUGGAAACCAUACGGUUAGCAACGGACCCUUCUGCACCUAACGAAGAUGACCCAGAUCCAUGGAGUUGUAUGGACACCAUACAAUUACAAACGGACCCUUGUCCACCGAAUGAAGAGGACCCGGAUCCAUGGAGUUGUAUGGAAACUGCACCGUUAGAACACGAAGACAGUCCUUCGCCCCCUCCAUCCUCUUCCGACCCCGGGAAUGAAUGUCCGACCCCCGACCACACUAAUUGGAUUAACUGGAUUGCGCGACACAAACAUAUUCUGCGGCAGUGCAUGACGCAACCGUGGUUUUUGCAAUUAAAAGCGGAUUGGAAACAAUACCUGCUUGCACACAUGGUGGCACAGCAGGACAACGUAGUAUCCGGGCAGCGUGCAUUAGGUGAAGCGCCAACCGUGCCGAUGAUGAAACUGGACUUGUGGAAAGAAUGGGUAGCGCAACAACAUCGGCAAAUGAGUGUACAUAGCGCCGAGGAGUGGUUUCAACAUUUGUUGAAUAAUGCAGACGCGGCGACAGAAUCGCAAACAGGGGACGUACCUGGAGUCGAAAAAGGCAUAGAAGUGGAACAAGUAAUGGCCGCAGAAGAUGUUCUAAGAGUGCGAGUUGCACCAUGCAACCAGCCACUGCAUCGGCAACCGGACAUGCAAAAAACGUUAACCGCUACAACAUGGAUGCUCAUUCUAGCGUGCGUUAUAGAAGACUGCGAGGUCGAAUGUCGUUUGCAGGAGAAGGAGCUAUAUGUGGAUGACCUAUUGGAGCAACUGUGA